Cylindrotheca closterium is the source of this 543-nucleotide messenger RNA. Lineage: Eukaryota; Bacillariophyta; Bacillariophyceae; Bacillariales; Bacillariaceae. The record is from the annotation of a GenBank genome assembly.
AUGCCCCUUCUCGUCCAAAGAACGUACAGUUCCUCAAACAAGGAACUGAGAACGGCAGAUCCUGCUCACACCCAAGCCAAGAAAGCAGCUUCAACACAGAGAUCAUCAUUGUUGUUGUCAUUCAAUGAUCAUGUCCAGGUCCAAGAAAUCCCCCAUCGUCUUGAGUUGAGUCAAGAAGUGAUCCAGGCAACUUGGUAUAACCAAGAAGAAUGCCAAGCCAUCAAGAAUGAUGCCGUGCAGGUAAUCAAGAGAAUGAUGCUAAAUACCUUGCAAAAGGAUGAUGACGUCCGAGGACUUGAGCACCGAGCUCCCGAAGCCGCCAAACAACGAAAGCUAAACAAACGCAUCGGGUUCCAGACCGUCUGGGAUACACAAGAAGAACAAUGGGAAGAUGGCAUCACCGAUGAUGAAGUCAUCGCCAUCAAAUACCAAAUGCAAACAUUCAAGAGCCGGGAAGCAGCCCUUGAAGUUGGCCUUCAAGACGAAAAGGAUGCCAAAAGGUUGCUGGCAAAGAAAAGCUUUCUACAAAAGCUAAAACGAUGA